AUGAAAUACCACAAUGGUCCACAUUCGCAAUCCAAUAUGGCCGCAUCGUAUGGAGUGUACGAUGCCAAUUACCGCGACGGUAUCUACCGGGACGCCAAUUACCGCGAGCCCAGUUACCGGGACGCCGAUUACCGGGACGUUACCUACCGGGAUAAUUACCGCGACGCGGAUUACCGGCAACCCGAUUACCGGGAGACUUACCGAUACGAAGCUGAUGAGACUUACGUGCCCACGUCGACUCUGCGCACGAGCAAUUACCGAGGAUUAGUGGUGAACGCGUCCGGCGACAGCACGGUGAUCCGUUCGCCGGUUGCCCAACAACCGGCUCCAACCCGGCCCGCUGUCCAGGAUCAGCAAAAUUCCGGGUACGGUGGAUGCUUCAACUCGCCCACGGCCAAUCCUCCGGCUACCAGCGACCAAAACUCGUUCUUUCGCACCUGGUGCAGGCCGACCAUUUUGCUACUCUUUUUGGUGCUGCUCGUCGUCAUCUUCGUUUUGGUCUCGGGAAUUUUGCUCUACCAUAACUAUCUUGUGCACAAACCAAGACAGACUGCUAGUGAAGGUGUCUUAGAUUAUCCUGAACCGUGCGAAAAAACGUACUGCGCGUGGGGCGCUCAAUGCAUAAACAGUCCCGAAGGCAGGGGCCUGUGCCAAUGUCCUACAUUUUGCAAGCCGAAGGUGGAACCCGUCUGUGGUACCGACGGUAAGACGUACACUAAUCACUGCGAGCUGCGUUUAGCUUCGUGCAAAGCCCGUCUUAAUACCAGGGUUAAAUAUGCAGGCAGUUGCGAACAAAACGACCCGUGUAGAGACAAAGAAUGCAACUUUGGCUCGCGAUGCGUUGUAAAUUCCGACGGACGAAACGCCACUUGUGUUUGCCCGGACAAAUGUCCAAAUUAUGGUGAUCAUACUACAUCUAGAGCUGUUUGCGGUUCAGAUGGCGAGAACUACGGAAAUCAAUGCGAACUUCAACGGGCCGCCUGCAACUCGCAAACCAACAUCACCAUUAAAUUUUACGGAAAAUGCGACCCUUGCGCUGGUGUUCAAUGCACCGAGCCCGAAGUGUGCCAGUUGGAUGAGCAUCGCAAUCCCGUGUGUCGAUGUGGAGAGCCUUGCCCUUUGGAAUUUACCCCGGUGUGCGGGUCAGACGGAAAAACGUAUUCCAAUGGGUGCAGUUUACGCCAGGAAGCAUGUCGCUCGAGGAAAUCGUUGAAUAUUAUUUACAGAGGGAAGUGCAGCUCAGGAAUAAAUCCGUGCACCAGCGUCCGUUGUACCCGAGGAGAAGAAUGCGUCAUUAACAAAUUCGGGAUAGCCCAUUGCCAGUGUCCGGAAAGUUGCGAGCCAAUUAUGAGGCCGGUGUGCUCCAAAGACGGCAGGACUUUCGCAUCCGAGUGCGAAUUAAAAAGGACUGGCUGCGUUUCCAAGACCAACAUCGAAAUAGCCUAUUCAGGGAUAUGCGGCGAGAAUGGUCCUUGCAGCGAACACGAUUGUCAAUUUGGAGGUACUUGUGUGGAAAGGGCCGGAACGGCGCAUUGUGAAUGCCCAGAUUGCCCCGCAGAAUUCGAACCGAUUUGCGGUUCCGAUGGAAUUUCCUACAGCAAUGAAUGCAAGCUCAGAUUAGAGGCCUGCAAGCAUCGGCGUAAUAUCAGCGUGCUCUACGAAGGCCCCUGCAACGGAUGCGAGAAUAAAAAGUGCGAUUUUUAUUCGGAGUGCGAAAGCGACGGCACGUCUGAAGGCCGCUGUGUUUGCCCGCAAUCUUGCGCCGAUUCCAAGCUUAACAACGGUACCAUUUGCGGUACCGACGGCAUAUCGUACACCAGCGAAUGCGAACUCCGAAUGGCCUCCUGCAAGACGAAGCAAUACGUUAUAGUAGCGUACAAGGGGAACUGCGACUUGUGUCAAAAUGUAAAUUGCAAAUACGGCGGAAAAUGCGAAGCAGGCGAAUGCGUUUGCCCUACCAAUUGCGACGAAGCUGGCGAGGAACCGGUUUGUGCAUCGGACAUGACGACCUACCGCAACGAAUGCGAGCUCCAAAAAGCCAGGUGCGCCCGCGGGACCAACGCUGCACCUCUUACUGUCAUUUUCUACGGGGACUGCAGGGAGAAGUUCCCUUCGGCCGCCGGCUCGUUAAGCACGACAUUCCCUAACAUAUCGGCGCAGGCUAACCCAAUAACAGGUAACGACAUCGAGGGCUCAGUACCUGACAAUUCGCUUGUUGAUGGUACCAAUACGGAAAAGGAAGCGUGCAAGGAUAUUUUGUGCGAUUUCGAGGCGACCUGCGAACUGGGGCCCGAUAAUUUCCCGCGUUGUACGUGCCAGUUCAAUUGCUCGACGGCGCGCGAGAGCUUGGUGUGCGCCUCCGACUUGAGGAUUUAUCGUUCUUUGUGCGCCAUGAAAAUGGAGGCUUGCCAAAGACAGGAGGAGCUGAGAUUGAGGCCGUUGGAUCUAUGUCAAGGAAUGGAGGUUAAGCCUUGCAAAGGUGAGAAACCGCUAACGGAUCCUCUGACAGAGCGGGAAUUAGACUGCGGAAACGGCCCGUUCAGACAAGACUGUCCUGCUGGCAGUUACUGCCAUCAGACCGCCAAAUUCGCUAAAUGUUGCAAUAAAAUUGAACAAAUCGUCGACAAAAAAGGCUGUGAAGAGAGUUGGUACGGCUGUUGUCCAGACGGGAAAACUCCUGCUCAAGGUCCUAACUUCGGUGGAUGCCCUUCUACUUGCGAAUGCAACAAACUAGGAUCCUACUCAGACAUUUGCGAUGCUCAGACACAACAAUGCCAAUGUCGACCCGGCGUCGGUGGUACCAAAUGUGAUAGAUGCGAACCCGGCUUCUGGGGGCUUCCGAAAAUCUCCACUGGUUACCACGGUUGUAUACCUUGCGCUUGCUCGAACUUCGGUUCGGUGAGGGAUGACUGCGAACAAAUGACGGGGCGGUGUGUUUGCAAACCGGGAGUACAGGGUCAAAAAUGCACCAUAUGCACGAACCACAAUAAAUACUUAGGGCCUAACGGUUGCGUUACAGCUACCGAAUUAGCUAUGUCUGCAAAUCCAUCAAGUUGUUCGGAAAGGACCUGCCACUUCGGUGCCACGUGCAUAGAAAAAACCGGCUCAACCCAUUGCCAGUGCCACAUAAAUUGUACCAACGAAAAAGAACCUCCUCAAAUGGUCUGUGGAAGUGACGGAGUAACUUACAGAUCAGCUUGCAACUUGCGUGCACAGGCUUGUAAAGCACAGAAAGACGUGGUAUUGCAAGCUUUCGGCUCGUGCAAAGACGAUAUACAAAGCACGGAUUGGCCGUAUAGCAAUGUUAACAAUCCCCAGCAAUUCACGCAACCCGACGAAAUCAGUUCGCCGCUGUCGAAAUCCACGCGGCAUUUAUUAGUGCCGGACCCGCGGUACUAUUACGAACGGAGCAGCAACCCUAGGCCGGUUUCCUUUCCGGACGAUCCCGAUUUUGCGAAAAAGGAAUCGGGCUCUAAUAUCCUAUACCGCAACCGUGGUGGUGAUUUUGCACCCGCUUAUCGUCCUACACCAGCCACAGUUCGUGUAACAGCUUUAUUAGGUGAUUUAUGUUCGGAUAAUACCGAUUGCAUUAUAUUAAAUAGCCACUGUGUAAAAGGAGCUUGUCUCUGUCUGCCUAAUUAUGUAGAGUCGUCAGAGCGACAAGAUUGCAUACCUGAUACAGCGGAUCCGGACGAGUUCCCGGCCUGCAGCAGCGCCCCGUGCAUCCACGACAGUACUUGCAUCGAUCUGCCGGCGUCCACGUACGCCUGUGUGUGCUCUGCCAAUUACACCGGUCCACAUUGCGAGACGGAAAUCGCCCAAGUGCAGUACAGAACGCCGGCGUUCCACGGCAGAUCCUACGCGAGGCUGCGGCCUCUUAAAGCUUACCACAAGCUCAGCUUGGAGGUCGAGUUUAAAGCUCGCUCGAGCGACGGCGUGAUUCUGUACAAUCAACAGAAAGCCGACGGUUUGGGCGAUUUCGUUUCGUUGGCGAUCAUUAACGGGUUCAUUGAAUUCCGGUACAAUUUGGGUAAUGGGAUGGUGCUGAUACGUUCGGUGGAUAAGAUAAAAUUAGGGUACGACCAUCGAGUCGUGAUUAAACGGUACCAUAGAGAUGGUGUAUUGAAAUUGGAUGAUUCCGAGGAAAUUGGCGGAGAAUCCAGUGGGAAUUUGAAAGCUUUAGAUUUAUUAGAAGACGCGUUUGUAGGAUUUGUACCUACCAAUAAUACAAGGGUAUACGAAAAUAUAGGCACCUCAAAAGGUUUCCAAGGAUGCAUAACCAAGUUGAAAAUCGGCAGGCAAGACGUCGAAUUGAGCAUUAAGCAAGAGGAUUGGGUGCUGGAAGUGAAAGGAAUCUACGACUGCGACGAGCACGCUUGUAAAAACUCACCCUGCGAGAACGGUGGAAAAUGCGUGAAAGCCGAUUCGCACGCGUUCCGCUGCGACUGCACCGACCACUACAAAGGCGAUUUCUGCGAAGAAGCCCAAAACCAGUGCCAAGGCGAUUGCAAGAAAGACUUAAAAACCCGAAACGGACUAACUCCCGAGUUCAACGGAAACAGCUUCAUCCAGUUCCCGCAACUGGAGGGCAUCAAGAAGAAAUUCACCAUCGAAGUCAACUUCAUGUCGAGAGCCGCCAACGGCCUGCUACUCUACAACGGGCAGAUGAAGAACGGCAGAGGCGACUUCAUUUCCCUGAACAUCGCCCGAGGCCAUCUGCAAUUUAGAUUCAACCUGGGCAGCGGAAUCGCCAACAUAACCUCAAUGCCGAUUACUCUAAACGAAUGGCACAGCGUGCGAAUUAGCCGAGAAGGUAGAGCGGGCACGCUGCAAGUGGAUAACGGUACAUUGGUCCGCGGCUACUCAGGAACAUCACUGACAGAGCUCAACCUAAAGACGCCCCUCUACAUCGGAUCCGUCGGCAGCUGGAAGCAAAUACACCGACUAUCGGGCGCUUCAAAAGGCUUCAAAGGCGCUAUCCAGAAGAUCACGCUCAACGGAAUCCCGUUGCCGAUCACCCAGGCUCUGCCCGACUGCGUGGCUGUGGUGACGCACAACGUGACCGGGUGCAGUGCGAACGUGGGCUAUUACACAGGACCGCCCUGCUCGUUGGAUAACAAUCCUUGUCUCAACAGCGGCGAAUGCGUGCCAGAUUUGGAUAAUUUCACGUGCAAGUGCGCGGAGAAUUACAAAGGGAAAUACUGCGAAAUAGUCGAUGAAGAUAGCAUAGCGAUUAGGUUGGAUGGAAUGACGUUCUUGCAAUACAGGAAUAGGGGUUACCGCAGCGAUAAUCUAACAAAUUUUACUGACAAUGACGACGAAUUUAUUAACAAAACUAUCGAAAACGAUGAAAGCGAAUUAGACGGUGAUUUUUUCGACGAGCAUAAUUUAGAUUACGAUUCCGAAGAUAUAGAAGUUUUACGAAAGCCCGAGCGCGGCAACAGAUACGAAAUAAAACUACGCACUUUUUCGUCCGAUGGGCUCAUCUUGUGGCGCAGCAAAAAUAAAAAUCAACUGCAGAACUACCUUUCAAUCGCCAUCGUUGACGGUUAUCCAGAAUUCAGCUUCAACUUGGGUAGACAGGAAGCGUUUUGGACAAUCAGAUCGCAAAGCAAAGUCGAUGAUGGCCAGUGGCACUCGAUACAAGUCAGAAGGCGCAAGCGCGUGGGUUUCAUCUCGGUCGAUGGUCAGGCUUCGGUUAAAGGCGUCGCAAAAGCCGGUGCAAUUGCUUUGAGAACCAAUGCUAAACUUUGGAUAGGUGGUUCUUCUGCGCUGCCCAACGAUCUGCCGAGUGCGUAUUACAAAGGCUUCGAAGGUUGCAUCCAAAAGAUUUCAAUCCACGGAAAACCUCUAGAUUUAUUGUCUAAUAGUGAUAUAAGUAAAAUUAGUUUUUGUCAUGACAAUGAAAUUUAA
Phyllotreta striolata is the source of this 5913-nucleotide messenger RNA. The record is from the annotation of a GenBank genome assembly. Lineage: Eukaryota; Metazoa; Arthropoda; Insecta; Coleoptera; Chrysomelidae.